GCAGCCUGGGUGAACAGGGAGCGAGUGAAACUACGGCGGCCGAGGGAAGAACGUAGGGUAGACCUCCCUGACGGACUCAGGGCAAUAACCAGACAACCUUACCCACGGGGCCUCUAUAUACUUGUGUACGGACAUAUAACGGGACUUGAUACCAUACAACUACUAUCUAGCACUUCAUUGGAGUUAUAACCGGUUGUUUAUCAAACGUAGUUGGAAAAGUUUUCUUCAGCGUUCACUUAGUUGGAGCCUUAGGGACAGCGGCGUGUGAGCUCAGCCUUAGUGAGCCUCGCGUGAACUCUCCUUGCGGUGUAACGGGCAUUCGGAUAUGAGAGUGGUCUACCGGUGUAGAACGCCGAAAAGUGUGAUUCCUUAACGUAACAUCGUGGUAUAGUACUUCAGUGUCUUUGUCAUUCGUUGCAUGGAAUAUCAAGAUCUACUCACGUGGAUUUUUCAGUGAUAAAAGAAUUAAUAUGUGUUUGUGUUCGACUCUCCAUAGAUUCUUAGUAAGAAUGCCUUGGUUGUUGCACUAUCUGUUCCUACUACUACCUUUAGCCAUGUCAAUGGUUGCUGUAGUUGACAGUGGAGGAAAGCGAUUACCAGCUGUACACUGGAAUUCUUCAAAUCCUAUGUUUUUAAUCAGCAACAAUGACCAUGUGAUAGAUGUCAACAACAACGACAUGUUAGAAAUUGUCUGUCCUAAGUACAAUGAAAACACGCCGGAAUAUCUACGAGAAUACUAUAUUGUUUAUAUGGUUAAAAAAUCUGAGUAUGAAGCCUGUACAAUUUACAACAGAACUGAAGCUCGUUUGAUUGUCAACUGUUCCGAACCAACACAAAACAGAAUCUUCACAUUGUAUAUCCAGUCUUUCGGGGGAAUUCCCAGUAUGCCAGAUUUCGAGUCAGGUCAUACUUACUAUUUUAUAUCCACAUCAACUGGUCGGAAGGCAGGUUUAGCCAAUCAAGUAGAAGGGGCGUGUACACACCAGGGCAUGAAGAUGAUGCUCAGAGUUUGCUGUGAUUCCACGAAAACCACAAAAACAAUACCAGGUGUCACUUCUCAUCCAGAUGUGAACCCCAAUGUACCAUCAGUUAGAACCACUCCACGAACCACGCGAAGAACCACACCACGACCCACAACCACAACCAGGCCCCCACCUCCACCGCCAACAACAACAACGAAAAAACCAACAGAGCCAGACUAUAAAACAAGAGAUGAUGAGUUCAAGAGACAGAAGCUUGAAAAUAAGGUCAACUCUGAUACCAUAAGUGAUAUGGCAGGCGAAAAUUCAGCUAUGAUAAACAGCAAAACAUCGUCAUCACAAAUCAACCGAGCUUUAUUGACAUUUCUUGUUCUGUUCUGCCUCUUUAGGUAGUGCUCAUAGACACUUUAGGUGAAUUAUUUUAAACUUAACAAUUCCUACUGUUGCUUUCAAACUGGCUUUGCCACUCACCAGCGUAUUGGAGAAUAAUUGCUUCACUCCAUGAUAGUUGGUCCCUGAUUGGUCAGUGGUACGGACCAAUCCGAUGUGAUCCAUGAACCAUAGUGGUAGCUGAUUGGUUGCUACCAAAGAGCUCAAGAUAUCACUGCUUUGUUAACUGGACUAGAAGUUAUCUUGUUGUUGACUGGUCAGUGGUGUCCCCAAUAAUCCGGCACAUGAUAAGCUGUGAAAACAAAACCAACAACAUAAAAAGGGAUCAGUGGGUGAGCAGUCCUAACAGGAAGUGGAAGGGCAGACAUCUUGUGGAUGGAUUUUGGCCCUCUUUACAUGCAGGACAUAAUCGGUCGUUGCCAUGACAACUACCACUGCCAUCCAUCACUUCCAGACAAACGGAGUCUGCUUGAUUUGACAUCCAGUGAUGGAUCCUUUCCAACGAGUGCAGAAAACAUGCAUAUAAGAUGCAUAUAACAUUUGUGUGCUCUGAGAAUAUAGACUUCAGUUGUGAAUAAGGCAUUAUGCUGGUGAUAGCGGAAACCGUGCAGGUCUCUUGAAUUCUCCUCACAGAGGACAGUGACAUAUGAACACAUCAACAGACCUACAGGAGACUCCAACAUGGAUACAGAAUUGAACUAAGGUCAACAAGAGUUGUUUAUGUAAAUAGAAAUGCUGAAACUGACUUGUGAACUCUUGAGGUGUCAGUUUCUUCAACAUCAGCAUUCUGUGAUUUUUCAAGGUUAAAGAAGUUGUGGUUAGUAUAAUGGCGAUUGUAUGAAGUAGUAGGAUGUAUACUGCUUGGACUUUGUCAUGUGACUGUUGAAAUACACUCCAACAGCAGUGGGUUUGCGAUAAAUAGACACCACAGGGGGCGUCUAUGAUUGGUGGAAGAUGGUCAUGUGACCUGUGAUGUCAUAAGAGUCAUUCCAUAUCAGGCCAAAGCUGAUAACGUCAGCGGCCAUGAUGGUUCAAACCUUGUACAGAAUCAUCUCAGUGGUUAUCAAUAUUAAUGUAUUAAAGCUCAUCACAUAUUUUAUGAAAGUCACAAAUAUUUCAGAAUCAAAAUUAACAUCUUUGGUGAUGCUUGUCUCGAUAUUAGUGGACUAGUGCUGCGGUGAAAAUAUACAUUAUAAUCACCAAUGUAUUUAGAAAAGAAAUUCCAUGCAUGCAUUUUUUCCAGACACUAUUCAAACCUUGCCCAUGUAAAAUUCUAUGUUUCAUGGACAGAUAUAUUAUCCUAUGCUUCAUUUUGAGUUUCAGUUGCACCAGAAUUAUAAAGGUUUAAAGGACAAAGGUCUAAUUUACUUGAAAGUGUAGCAUAAUAUCAUUAUCUUAGGAUUUUGCAGAAUAUUUAAGUUAAAAUAUCAUGAUACGAAAAUGAAAUCAUCAACUAGAGUAUGAAUAUAAAACUGCAUGGCUUGAAACAGAUCCAGAAUGGGAAAAAAGAAACCAAGUCUAAAUUUCUUUCAUUGCUGAAAUCACAAGUAAUUGUGAUGGAAAGUGCUGCACAUAAGAAUAAUUCAAAGGGACCUUUAGAGUCUUGUAAAGAAUUAAUAGCUUUUUGUAGCGAUGUAAAUAAUUUUGUGAAAAAUAAACUGAUUGUUUUCUAUUAUGAAAUAAUAUCUCUUGUGCUUACAGCAAGCUAAUAUGUAAAUAUGAAAGCUAUUUAUGUAUAAAAAAAAAAUGUACCACAGUUGACAGAUAAAAAAACAGCACAGUUCAGUAUUUUCUACCACUUUAUACAUGUAAGAUGUAAAUAUUAUAAAUGGCUAUGAGCUGUGCAUUGAGAUGGUAGAAUUCCAUAUUUAAUUAAUGGUUGCUUUUAGUUGAGUUCACAUAGACUUAGCUAGAGAAUGCUUUGAAAAUGAUUGAUCAUUUUCCCAACAUGGCUUUAAAAUGACUAACUUUAAAAUUAACAAUUUUUUUCUUGUUUUUUUUUUUAUAUUUUUAUUUGUGUGAAGAGACGAAGGAAAACUGUGUGCUGUUUGAUUAGGACACAUGUACUUCUCAUUUCUUUCUGUUAAAUGUUUCCAUAUUUCUCAUCAGCAGGAUUUUCUCUUCCCAUUUUGGAUAUUGUCUCGUCUCAAUUUAACAGCUGAUAUCACAUGUGGCAUUUGUAUUUGAACAUUUAUGUUUAUGAGUGUAUUUUGAACAAAGAAAAAAAAAAAGAAAAAUGAUUAGUAUUUUAAGCGCUGGUCAGAGUUAACAUUAGCUUUGUUUAUUCAUAACUCAUGGACAAAGUGCAGAAUUAUUGAGGCCAAUACACCUGCUAAUUUCACAUCAUAAUUUCUAGAAAAACUAUUAAAUUCAAAAAUAAUUUAAAUUCACAUUAUAUGGACAGUAUGUGAAGCAGUAUCUUUAUUAAUUAUUGCUUACACAUUCGACUGAUAUUAAUUUUUUGUCUUUUUUGGGGGAUUUUGUUACAAAAUUAGAUCAAAGUUGUUAUUUGUUAAUGUCUCUUCACCUAAUGU
Liolophura sinensis is the source of this 3904-nucleotide messenger RNA. Its product is annotated as ephrin-A3-like. Gene Ontology annotation, cellular component: plasma membrane. Gene Ontology annotation, biological process: ephrin receptor signaling pathway; axon guidance. Gene Ontology annotation, molecular function: ephrin receptor binding. Bases 471 to 1373 code for a protein of 300 amino acids. NCBI's taxonomy places the organism in Eukaryota, Metazoa, Mollusca, Polyplacophora, Chitonida, Chitonidae. The record is from RefSeq and is a predicted model, not a curated record. The transcript is spliced from 6 exons.